AUGGCUUCGCCCGCCGACAGCCUCUCCGACGCCGAGGCCGCCGGGAAGGAGAGGGGAAAAUGGUCUCACAAAUGCGACUACCUCCUCACAAUGACCGGUUAUGCCGUCGGUCUGAGCAACGUGUGGCGAUUCCCUUACCUGUGCUAUAUCCAUGGCGGAGGGGCGUUCUUGGUACCAUACCUGCUGAUGCUGGUGUUGGUGGGCUUUCCGCUGUUCUUCCUGGAGACGUCCGUGGGUCAGUUCAGCUCCUGUAGUUGCAUCACCGUCUUCUCUGUUUGUCCUGCUUUCAAAGGUCUUGGCAUGACGUCCGUUGCUGUCAACAUGGUAACCCUGACAUACUACACUGUCUUGGUGUCCUUUCCCGUCCUGUUCCUUGCCUACUCCUUCACGUGGGAUCUCCCUUGGGACUCGUGCGAGAACAGCUGGAACUCGGCCAACUGCACGAUUGGUAGGCCUAGCGAAGGAGCUGACAUGGGAGGCGGCGUGUCUUCAGCUGAGGAAUUCUUCCAGGUCACGGCUAAGAAGAGCAAGGUUCAGAUUUAUCUUUCCAGGAAGGUCCUGCACAUUUCGUCUGGACUCGACGACAUCUCCCGCGUCCAGUGGCAGAUCGUCGCCGUGACCUUCCUGACGACGGCUUUUCUCUUCUUCUGCGUCUUCAAAGGGGUUAGAGUCAUGGGGAAGGUUGUGUGGUUCACUGCGCCGUUUCCAUUCGCGAUGCUGUUAGUCCUUCUGGCCCGCGGGAUCUCUCUCCCGGGAGCCGUAGAUGGAAUCCGCUUCUACAUCUACCCCGAGUUUGAGAGACUCAAAGAAAUGAAGGUGAAAAAGGUCUACAUUGAAGUCUGGGCAGCGGCGGCCAUGCAGAUCUUUUACUCCUUGGGCCCAGGCUGGGGGUCGCUCAUCAGCUUCGGUUCGUACAACAUGUUCCACAACCGGAGCACGAGAGACGCGGUCACCGUCCCCGUCCUGAACUGCACCGCCUCCAUCCUCGCUGGAUUCGUCGUCUUCUCGGUCCUCGGCUUCAUGGCCAAGAGAGCUGGCGUGUCCGUCGAGGACCUUACUGUUGCUGGCCCGUCUUUGGUGUUUAUUGUGUACCCCGAGGCUGUGUCGAUGAUGCCCGUUGCUCCCCUGUGGUCCGUCAUCUUCUUCCUCAUGUUGUUCUUUUUGGGCGUUGACUCGUGUUUCGCCUACUUGGAAACUUCAGUAAUAUGUCUUCUGGACGAAUUUCCGAAGUUACGCGAACGCAGAGGCUGGGUCACGUUCGUCAUUUGCCUGAUUUCCUUCUCCGUGACAAUCCUCUUUGCAACUGAUGUUUCACUUGUUUCACUGCUUGACUGCGAGCACAGUCAGCAGGUGACCGGCAUCGCCGUGCCGUCACGAGCCUCACCCUGUGUUCCAGGCCGGGAUGUACUGGAUCACGUUGAUGGAUUGGUACUGCGCGUCGUUUGCCGUCAUCGUCGUUUGCUUCUGCCAGAUUUGCAUAUUCAGUUACAUCUAUGGUGCUGGACGAAUCAUUCAAGAUUUUCAGCUGAUGACUAA
Molecule: messenger RNA, 1536 nt
Organism: Penaeus vannamei (Pacific white shrimp)
Lineage: Eukaryota; Metazoa; Arthropoda; Malacostraca; Decapoda; Penaeidae
Source: RefSeq, a predicted model, not a curated record